AUGCCUUUAAAAUGUUGUGUUCCAAACUGUUCCUCAAAUUAUAAGUCUUCAGCUUGUAAUGUAUAUGUGUAUAAAUUCCCUCGUGAAGUAUGUGAGAAAACUAAAUGGUUUAUGAGCAUCCCUCGUUUAAAUUGGACCGUAACAAAAUACACCGUUGUUUGUAAAUUGGAUUGGCCAGAUGAUGCAGAGUUUAAAUUAUGUCGUGGUAAAUUGAGACCAAUUCAUCCUCCAUGUUUCCAAAUAUAUCUAAAAGUUGUCUAUCCUCUCCACCACCUAAAACGAGAAAGACUUUAUCUUCUUCUUCAAAAAGAGUCAUCUUUAAAUGAAGCCCUUAGAUAUCUGAAAGUUGAAGAUAAGGAUCAUAAAACUCAAGUAAUGUUUGAGCAUUUAAAUGUAAUGGGAGAUCAUACUGUUGGCUGUGCUGUGUAUUCUCCAGAUAUAAUAACCAGAGCUUUUGAAUAUUUUGCAACAAGUCGUUCCACUUACCAUCAAUUAGGUUAUGAUUAUCAGUUGCCAAGUAUUCGAACUUUGACACGUAUAACUUCAAAAAUAAACUCUCAAAAUGAUGUUACUUUUUUAAGUUCUGUGAAAAUGUAUUACAAUGUCGUCAUCAUGAUAAUACUUUCAUCUCUACAAUUUAUGAACUCUUUUCCUACUAAGAGACUUAAAAAUGCUUCUCACAAGUCCAAGCAUACAAAAGUUGAAACAGUUGAUGGAAAAAAAACACAAGUUGAACUUUUGAAGCGUUCUACUUAUCCAUCAUUAGGGUAUAAUGGUUUUUAUAAUAGUCAAGAGUCACCAAUGAUUCAAACAAAUCAUGGUUAUAACAGUCCUAUGGUUCCAAUGACUUCUACAAAACACGAUUAUAAUCUCAUGAAUCCAAUAGUUCCUGCGAAUCAUAACUUUAAAAGUUAUGUAGACCAAGCAGUUUCUACAAACCAUUAUUAUAAUAAUCAUGUUGCUCCAACAAUCCCUUCAAGCAAUUAUUAUAACAACCAUGUGAAUCAAAUUAUUCCUAAACAUCUUGAAUACAACAGUCAUGCUAAUCCGAUGAUUCCUAAAAACCGCGGUUAUAACAAUCAUGUUUCUCCAAUAAUUUCUUCACAUCAGUAUUUUAACAGCUAUGGAGCUUCAAUAUUUCCUGAAAAUCGCAAUUACAAUAGUCACGUGGCUCAAACGAUACCUAAAAAUCUUGGUUCUAAUUUAGCAUACAAUCUAAAUAGUAACUAUAAUCCAGCCAAUAACUUUAACUACAAUAAUCCUCAUCAAAGUAAUCCUUUGCCACUGUGUUCUAACCUAUUUCAUCAAAAUCAAAAUGGCAUUCACUGCAUUGAUAAAAGUCCUAAUUACCAAUAUAAUGUAUUACCUUACGAUUCAAAUAAAAAGUAUCCUCAAAUCCAUCAAUUAGAAAAUCAGCAUGUAAAUCUAGUAACAAAUGAUCUACAUAAUAUUUUGCACAAUAACAACAUACUUGACUUGACUAAUGGUUUUAACGAACACGGAGAUAAAAUAGCACCUGCGUUGCCAUUAUCGACAAAUAAUGUUUACCAUAAUCAAUUAGACUCUGUGGAUGGGUAUUGCUAUAACUGCUGGUACGAUGCAAGUGAUGAGUACUUACACAAUCUUGAAAAAAACGAUAAAGACAACCCAAAAGAAAAUAACGAUAAAACUAACAAUAAAGAAAAAUACGAAAACAACAACCCAAAAGAAGAUAACGAUAAAAAUAUCAUCAAAGAAAAAAAUAUUUCAAAUAACCCAAAAGAUGAUAACGAUGAAAAUAAGAAAAAAGAAAAAAACAAUGAGAACAGCCCAAGUGAUAAUAAUGAUAAAAAAAAACAACAAGAAAAAAAUAAUAAGUACAACAACAAUGGAGAAAACAAUAAAGGCACGUUAGAAGAAAAAGAUAAAAAUAAAGAUAAAGAAAAAAAUGAUAGAUCAGAAGAAAAGAAAGAUGAGAACGAAGAUAAGAAAAAUGAGAACGAAAAUAAAAUCAAAAACAGCAAUAAUAAAGAAGAACAGAGAGUCUUGUAUUUUAUGAAUGAGGGAAAAAAUGAAAAUACCAACGAGGACGAAAAGAAAGCAAACAAAGAAAACAGUAACGAGAAAGAAAAAAUUGAAGAAAAAAACAAAGAAGAAAGUGCUGAUUUGAACACGGAGUUAAAUGGAAAGAAUCAAAAAUACAAUGAGAAAGAAAAAAAAGUUAACGAAAAAAAUUACGAGAAAGAAAUUAAUAAAAAAGAAAACAACGAAGAUAAGGAAGAAAAUGACGAAAAUAAAAAAGAAAAUAACGAAGAAGAAAAUAAAACCACAAAAGAAGGAAUGAAGGAAACUUGCAACUUUAAAAAAGAAACAAAAGAAAAACACAUCGAAGAAGAAAAAAAUGAAAACAACAAAGAUAAAAAAGAAAACGGUGAUAAUAAAAAGGAAGAAAAUAGUAUUGAAAAAGGAGAAACAAGUGAAACUAACAACACUGAAAAAGGAAAAAAUAUAAACAACGAAGAUAAAAAAGAAAACAAUGAUAUUAGGAAGGAAGAAAGUCCUAUUGAAAAAGAAGAAAGUAACGAAACCAACAAUAUCAAGGAAGACAAAAAGGAAAGCAACAAAGAUAAAAAAGAAAAUGAUGGUAAUGAAAAAGAAGAAAGUAAUAUUAAAGAAGAAAGAAAUGAAACAAGCAACAACGAGGAAGAAAAAAAAGUAAACAACGAAGUAAACAAAGAAAAUGAUAACAAAAAAAUGGAAGAAAGUCAUAGUGAAAAAGAAGAUCAAAAAGAAUCAAACAACAUUAAGGAAGAAAAAAAAUUAAACAACGAAAAUAAUGAUGACAAAACGGAAGAAAGUAAUAUAGAAAAAGAAGAAAAAAACAAAAUGAAUAAAAACGAGGAAGAAAAACACAAAUAUAACAAAGGUGAAAAAGAAAAUGAUGAUAAAAAAAAAGAAGAAAAUGCAACUGACAAAGAAGAAAAAAACAAAAUAAACAACGUUGAGGAAGAAAAAAAAGAAAAUAACGAAGAUAAAAAAGAAAAAAGUGAUAAUAAAAAGGAAGAAAGUAGUAGCAAGAAUGAAGAAAAAAAACAAACAAACGAGAAUAAUGGGAGCGAAGAACAAAUAAACGAAAAUAACAAAAAAGACGAAAAAUAGACCAAAAGGAAAUAGCAGCUUUGAUAAACCAGAAAAUGAUAAUAUAUAUAUAUAUAUAUAUAUAUAUAUAUAUAUAUAUAUAUAUAUAUAUAUAUAUAUAUAUAUAUAUAUAUAUAUAUAUAUAUAUAUAUAUAUAUAUAUAUAUAUAUAUAUAUAUAUAUAUAUAUAUAUAUAUAUAUAUAUAUAUCUACUGCACAUACAAAUAUCUUCCUGCGCACCCCGUCAUUUUCUUAUUUUCCAAAAUAAAUACGACCUAUUUUGUGGUUUCUUUUACUGCACCUCAAAAGUUUUAAUGAUGUUUAGAUCUACUUGUAACAAAAUUUUUUAGAAGGUAAAAAUAAAUGCUUUUGAAAUAUAAAUUAAUUUUGUACGAAAGUUUUUUAUACGAACUAAAUAACUUUCAUUUGUAAUUUAUUAUAAAGGUAUAGUAAAAAAAAAGAGUUGAAUAAAGACUAUAGAGUUUUCUAAUAGAAUUUUCGAAACAAAGAUAAAACCUUAAAAAUCAAGAGGCUGAGUUGAAUAUUAUUAUAUUAAUGGCAAGACUGACCUGUUCCUUAUUUAUUGAGAAAAUAUCUUAUUAUAUCUUUUAAUAUUCA
This is a messenger RNA of Hydra vulgaris (swiftwater hydra), 3734 nucleotides long. Lineage: Eukaryota; Metazoa; Cnidaria; Hydrozoa; Anthoathecata; Hydridae. The record is from RefSeq and is a predicted model, not a curated record.